Molecule: messenger RNA, 2039 nt
Organism: Folsomia candida
Lineage: Eukaryota; Metazoa; Arthropoda; Collembola; Entomobryomorpha; Isotomidae
Gene: Eb1
Product: microtubule-associated protein RP/EB family member 1
Exons: 8
Coding region: 176-1042 (288 amino acids)
Biological process (GO): protein localization to microtubule plus-end; spindle assembly; regulation of microtubule polymerization or depolymerization
Cellular component (GO): microtubule plus-end; cytoplasmic microtubule; spindle midzone
Molecular function (GO): microtubule plus-end binding
Source: RefSeq, a predicted model, not a curated record
CACCGAACAACGAACUCUCUCAUUCCCAUCCACAAAUUCGCGAUUAUUUAUUGCAAACAAUAUAUUUACCGUUUAAUCUAAAAAAAGGACCGGGCGGAAACCGGAAUUGCUUAGUUAUAACACCACCACACCCGUUUUUGAAAAAAAGAGUCCCUAUCCACCCUACUAUCCUAACAUGGCUGUCAACGUCUUUGCCACAAAUGUUACUUCUGAAAAUCUCAGCCGCCAUGACAUGUUAUCAUGGGUUAACAACUCCCUGGAAGCGACUUUCAGUAAAAUUGAAGAACUUUGUACUGGAGCUGCAUAUUGCCAGUUUAUGGAUAUGUUAUUCCCUGGAUGUGUAAAUCUGAAGAAAGUGAAGUUCACAACCAAGUUAGAACAUGAAUACAUUCAAAACUUUAAAGUUCUCCAGGCGUCCUUUAAGAAAAUGGAGGUUGAAAAGGUUAUUCCAGUUGACAAGUUGGUAAAGGGGCGAUUCCAAGAUAAUUUCGAGUUUGUUCAAUGGUUUAAAAAGUUCUUUGAUGCAAACUACAAAGGUGAUCAAUAUCACGCCUUAGAAGCUCGCGGAGGGUUACCUUUAGGAACUGCCUCACCUGCAGGUGGGAAACCUAUGCACCGUGUGGUACCAACUACACAGAUUGCCACCAGAACAAAACCUGCCGCUCCAGCUCCUCCCCGUCAAGUCAUGAAUAAUCCUCCUGCAGCACUUCGCCCACAACCUGCAGCUGCCGCUCGAACGUCAAUUGGGAGCAAUUCUAAUCGGUCUCCCAGCAAUGCACAAAUGGAUGAACUAGCAUCGCAGUUGGCAGAAACAAAGCUCAAUCUUGAGGGUCUUGAGAAGGAAAGAGAUUUCUAUUUCGGGAAAUUGCGUGACAUUGAGAUAUAUUGUCAGGAACAAGAUGGGUGUGAGAGCAACCCCGUCCUUCAGCGAAUUCUUGAAAUUUUGUACGCUACAGAGGUGGGUGAUGGAUUUGCCGCACCCGAGGAUGGAGAAGUUCCAAUGCCAUCAAAUGGAGAAGGAGAAGAGUUGGAAGAGUAUUGAAUUGACGGCUGAAAUUUAAUCCGCAAGCGCAAGGCAAUAAUCUCAUUUAAUGGAUUCUACCAUAUUUAUUACGAUGGAAUGAAAAUUUAGUCUAUCUGAUCGUCCACUUAAAAUCGAACUUAUUUCAGUACAUUUUCAUGUUUUUAACAUUUACCAAAAUUUUAUUUUCAAAAUUUUUCGUUUUGCAUAAAAAUAUAAUACCAUGAUCUUAAUACAAAUAUUUUUAUCUUAUCAAGUAUGCAAGCAACUCAUUUUAAGCACAUGGGAUUUAUAUUGAGCAAUCUAAAAGGAGAAAGAUGUAAGCGAAGUUGCCAAUGUAUUGAACCUUUGUACCUUUCACGGGGGACUAGUAUAAUACUAGUAGUAUUGACUCUGUGUGUGCCGGAUUGUCAUAUACAAUCAUACAUGUGAAUAGUUUGUAAUGCAAAAUAUACUCUUAAAUCUUAUUUAUAACAACCCUAAGUCUGAUUCUAAGUGUCGAGAUGGGAAAGCUUUUAAUAACCAAAUAUUAGUGUAAUACUUAAUUCAUAAUUUGGUCUGCAGAAGUUAAUUUUUAGCGAGUUACCUUACCAAAUGAGUAAUUAAUUGUUUGUGCCCUAUAUAUUGUCUCGCAUCAGAGGAGUUAGAGUGAAAGUGAAUGAAGAGUAUAUUAUGAUUUUUGUGCGAAUGACCAGAGAAAAAUAAUGCAAACUACUUAUAUAUAUAUUAUAUGAAUUUGCUGUUCAACUAGAAUAUUUUUGGACAUCAUAAUCAGGUAGUUUAAGUUUAGACAUGAUAUCAACAAAGACGGACCUGAAUAUCGACAUGCCUUAUAAAUAUAUUUUUUAAGUCAUGAGAUUUAAGAAUCUAACAUGGUUUAUUUGUAAGGUGUCAGCUCUGAUCAUUUUAGCGCAGAAAAAAAAUGCUCGCUAGGUUAAUCUCGGAAGUAGGUGAAAAAUUUACCAUUACUAAUGUCAUAUCUAAUAUAAUUCAGCAAAUAAACUUUGGUUUUCAAGAA